This is a messenger RNA of Bactrocera tryoni, 6005 nucleotides long. RefSeq lists its product as uncharacterized. Gene Ontology annotation, molecular function: protein binding. NCBI's taxonomy places the organism in Eukaryota, Metazoa, Arthropoda, Insecta, Diptera, Tephritidae. The record is from RefSeq and is a predicted model, not a curated record. The transcript has 3 exons. Bases 1971 to 5000 code for a protein of 1009 amino acids.
CCGCGACCUUAGGCCUAUCGUGCCGUGUUAAAAACAUGAAUUUUGAUCGUCAACUUGGAGUACAAGCAUUUCAGAUUUACAGUUGACUUGUUGUCACAACCCAAAUCUUCGGCGUGUUGAGCAAAGAAAUCAGCAAAGGCAAAUCAGCCGCAGGCAACAAAUGCACGCUGCAUUGAUUUUUUCACUGCAAUCGUUAAAGUGAUGACUUGAGAGAACAACACAACACACAACUGGUAACUUAAUCGCUUCAUUCUGUUUAAGCGUCACAAGCAGAAUGUUUACGUAAUGUGUGAAAGUGUAAAGCUGCUACAAACGAACGGGCAAACCAAAGCAACCACAAAGCCAACUGACGCCGCCGGCGCACAGCGCUGAUUGUGCGACAGCAACAUACCAAGCAAACAUAGAGCAAGUAAACAAUAAAGCUGAGCAGAAAUAAGAAAUAAAUGCAAAAAAUGAAACAUAGUUGCCGACGCCAAAGCCAGAGUUAGUGAACAACAACAACAAGGCCGAUAUAAAUUGGUCAGCAACAGUAAACAGUGGACCUGUGCUGGAGCUGUGUGUGGGAAGAAAGCCGGAAGCACAGCACUUGAAGUCAACUAUAAAUAAAAAAGCGCAUAUACUGCAACAACAAUAAAAAAAAAAACAACAUUAUAAUAAAAGCAAAGGCACAAACACAGCGCCUUCAAGAACAAUCAAUUGUUGUAGCAAAAUAGCGGUGUUUCUAUAUUGCCGUUGCUGCGGCUCGGCUGUUGUUGACAGUGACAGUGAAUAAGAAAGACACACAAAUAAAGUGGCAUACAUAAAGUAGAAGACACAAUAAAGUGCGGAUAAAGCAUCUAAUCUAACUACAACAGACAACAACAGCACAGGAAAUAUAUGAAAAUACGACAAGCGCUGGCUUUAUGCUGACAGCAAAAGAAAUUAACACAAAAGACUGAGCGAAUCAAGGAAAGCAGCGGCACUGGGGGUAUACAACAACGCUCGUUUAGCGGUAUGCGGGGUUUAGAAGGUGUAGCAGAGACAUAAAACAGUCUCAACAUAAAGCACACAGAGCUCAGGCGAGUAUAUUACAUGCUCCGGCAUUUGGUUAUGAAGCGCGUUUGUCAAAUGAAUCAAUUUACAUGCUAAAAGUGUCGCUGGACAAAGUGCAAAACAGCAAAAAUAAAGCGGAGACAACCCGGAAGAAAAGCGACAUAAAACUGUCAACAUUGUCGAAGCUCGCCCAUUUGUAGGUCACUCACAAAUGCCCACAAGCGGGAAUACCAGAUUUUGAUUAUCAACCUAAUUUGAACACCAGGCAGACAGACAACGUGCCUGACGUAAAUGUGAUUAGACUUGAGCGCACUGAAUGGUCGACGGCAAAGUGGCAGCAUAAAAGAACGCAACAAAAGCUAUUGACGCGGGAAAUAAUGGCGAUCACGAUUAGUAAUUUGACAGUUUAAAUGAACUGAAGGCACGCAGAAGGCAACGAAGUAGCGGCAUUUAGGGGAAUAAAUGACAAAAAAUUAAAUAAAAAACUUCAAAACUGUCACUGAGCGCUGCCAAGUGGAGUGGGAGAGCAUUGUUGCUGAAUAACGUUAGACAACGUGCCGAUAUUUGGGCACUUACGCAGACAAGUGCUAAGAUAAACUGGACCAAACCUUUAAUGGAUGACUUUAGACUAUGAUAAAAAGAAGAAAUUAUUUAUUACAACAAAAUAACAAAAAAUAAAAAAUUACAACAUAACUCAUAGAACACCCCACGACUGGUAAGAAAACUAAACGCAUAGUGGUGAAAAACGCAAACGGCACAUUUGCAUAGCAUACAUUUAGGAGUUGACGAAAUAAGGCGGCAUGCACACCCAAACACGCACUUGCUGACACUACACACACACACACUAACGACUGCAUACCGCAAGGCGCGUAUACAUGCUCGUACACAGCUAGCGACUAAAGCAGAGUGCAAGUAAUAUUAGCAACAACAACAACACAAUGCUCCAACAAUCAACUGCCCGCCUUUUACUGCCCAUCACGCUGCUCGUGUUGGCCAAUUUUCGCCUCACACUUACCUGCCCCGCCGAAGUGUGCGCCUGCAAGUGGAAGGGUGGCAAGCAGACGGUCGAGUGCGGCGGCAAGGAGCUGCCGAAUAUACCCGAGGGCAUGGAUCCCGGCACGCAAGUGUUGAACUUCUCGGGCAAUAGUCUGCAAGUGCUGCAAAGUGAACGCUUUCUACGCAUGGAUUUGCUGAAUCUACAGAAAAUCUUUCUAUCGCGCAAUCAGUUGAUACGCAUACACGAGAAAGCCUUUCGCGGUCUGACCAAUCUCGUGGAGCUAGAUUUAUCGGAUAACUCGCUGCAAAAUGUACCCACCGAGACGUUUCAAGACUACAGUUCGCUGAUGCGUCUCUCGCUUAGCGGCAAUCCCAUACGCGAGCUGAAAAUGUCGGCUUUCCGGCAUCUCUCGUUUCUGACAACGCUCGAGCUGAGCAAUUGUCAGAUCGAGCGUAUUGAGAAUGAGGCCUUCAUUGGCAUGGACAAUCUGGAGUGGUUGCGUUUGGACGGCAAUCGCAUCGGUUUCAUACAGGGUCAGCAUAUACUGCCCAAAUCGCUGCAUGGCAUCAGUUUGCAAAGCAAUCGCUGGAUGUGCGACUGCCGUUUAUUGGACUUGCAUAUGUGGCUCAACAACUAUGUGACGCCGCAGGUCGAGGAACCCAAGUGUGUGGAGCCGCCGCGACUGAAAGGACAAGCGAUCAAGACGCUGAAGAAGGACGAACUGGCUUGCCUGCCAGAGGUCACACCCUCAUCGACGUACACCGAAAUCUCGGAGGGCCGUAAUAUGUCGAUUAUGUGCGUGGUGCGUGCUAUACCGGAGCCGCAAGUAUUGUGGCUAUUUAACGGUCAAGUGAUGACUAACGACAGCCUGAUUGAUAAUCUACAUAUGUACUACUAUAUUGAUGAGACGGGCAGCGCGGAGGAGAAGCGCAGUGAGAUCUUCAUCUAUAAUGUUGGACCCGAGGAUAAUGGCACCUUUUCGUGUGUGGGCAAGAAUGUGGCGGGCAUAACUUUCAGCAACUACACGCUGCGCGUUAUCAUCAAAGAACCGCCUGUGGUGAACGAGGUGUCCUUUCCACGCGACUAUAUGAACUAUAUCAUCGCCAGCAGCACGGGCGCUGGCGUCAUAUUUGUUGUGCUACUUUGUACGAUAGUGAUCAAGUGCAAACAGCGCCAGCCAAACAAGCGCAAGAAGUGUGCCAAUGGCGGCUCGGUUACCAAUGUGGUUGGCGGUGGCGCACACGCUACAGAUAGCAGCGGCAACGAGACGGGUUUGAUGAAAUGCUCGUCUAUACUGAACGAUGGCGACUCACUGAACGGCGGUGCGGGGCUUUUGUUGGCUGAAGGCAUGACGCCCACCAAGCUGUGCAAAGAGAAUGGCGGCGUCAUUAUGGGCGGUCAAAUGCAACAGAAUUUACUGCUAUAUGCACCCGCGCAUUACCAACAGCAAACGUCCAACAGCGCAGUGAUUGGCGAUGGCGGCCAGACGCUGCAGUUGAGCGUUAGCAUGGCUAGUGCGAGCGGUACGCCGCCGCCAAUGUUAGUUGGCAACGCUGUCAGUUACUGUUCGCCGCCUUCGUCGGUGCGCAAUUAUGCGGAGAAAAAUCCAGAUUUGGUAAAUGACGCCGAGAGCGUUAAUCAUGGCAAGCUGAAAACAGCAGCGUCCUUAGACGCAGACUACGAUGCGGCUAGUGAUUGCUCGGGGCCAUGCAGCAUACAGGGUAUGUCGACGACGCCGGUGCAAUUCGACAAUUGCUACCAGCUGGCACCACAGUAUGGCUCACAGAUUAUACGGCCGGCAAACAUGCAACUGAAUUCUGCUGCAGCAGCACGCUUUGGCGCUAUGACGACAUUGCCGCGUGGUAUGCAAUUGAAGACCGUAAUGAACAGUUUGAGCGCCGCACCCGCGCCACAACACCAAGUGGACGUGCACUUGAAUCCAGUGUGCUUCCUUGGUCAGGAUGGCUUUGCUUAUGAUUACAGCAACGCGCACUUGCAACAGUCGGCGCCUGCACCACCUUCGCAUCAUCACCUACAGCUGCAGCCGCAACAUUCAUUGGGCUCCGAACCCUCACACGCACAACACAUGCAACAGCAAAACUUUUACCGCACUCUACCACACAACCGCGCACACAAACAGCAGCAAUUCGCCGCGUCCGCUGCAAAUCCAGGCAUGCGUUAUAGCCUAGAGGCGGAGUUCUUGCAGCGCUCCGGCACACCAACCUACGACAAGUAUAUGCCCAAUGUGCGCUUCACGGCCGAGGGCUACCCACAAACACAACAACAGCAUAUAGUGCAGUACCCGUCGCCGCCGGAGGGCUACAAGAGCAGUCAAAGCCCCGCGCCCAGCCUGCAUGACGGCGGCGCGGUAAGUGGCGCGGGUGGUGUCGCUUCCACAAUUUCGAAUGCUACGUUUCAGCAGUGGCCACCCUGUUUGCCCGGCUAUCAUGUGCAGGCCAUACGCUAUCCACCGACCAUUGUCGGCGUAUUAAGCCCACAGGCGCAUAUGCAACAACAACAGCAGCAGCAUUUGCUGCAACAGCAACAGAAAUCGACGGCAGCGGUUGUGCUAACACCAAAUGGACCAACAAAUCAAACACAAGUGCCCACAUCAAUAACAACAACAGCGGUCACGGCUAUGGCCACAGCGAGCACCAGCACGAGCGGUUCGACGUCCGCGUCGACAGUCACAAAGCGUUGUGCAGCCGCGCAGGCCGACGCUUCCACCAUACCCGAAUGCGAUGAGAACGACGUUUCACCCACCACAUCGACAGCGGCCAGCAGCAGUAAUGACGGCAGCAGCAGCAGCGCCACCACAGUAACCAUAUCUGCAAGCAACACGACGGCAACCACGGCGGCCACAGCGACUGCCUCCGAAGAAUCCUCAAAAUUGCGGCAUUUAAACGGCCCCUUGGCGGAUAGCCCAGACGAAGGCUAUGUGGGCGAUUCGCACGAAGGUUCCGAUAUAUGACGACGCGGCGCUAAUGGCAGCUGCGCGAACGCACACGGCAAGGCCGGCGGCAGCGGUUGUAGUGCGGUCAAAAUGGACGACUCGGUGGCAUUGUAGAGUGGGCACAGCCAUAAGCAUGUGUUGUGUGAGUAGCUGGACAAUUAAAUUGUGUGCGAAUGCAUACACACAUACAUAUGUACAUACGAACUUGCUUCAGCUUCACGAGGUGUAAUUCGAUGUGAAAUGAUGGUGGUCAAGUUCUAUAGAGCUGUGCUGUACCGUUUAUUGCUUGCAUAUUGUGUGACAAUUAGAAAUCCAUUAACAUCUCAAUAAAACUAGUGAAAAUAUUGAUUAUCAGUCUUAUCUACUGCAGAAUCUCCAAAUCAUACCCUUGGUCCUCACAAAAUAUUCCGCCACCACUCUACUAGUUCAACUGCUGCUUUCUCUUGCAAGCUUAGCUAAAAAUCGUUAAAAUAAAAGAAGAGUAGCAGCAAAUUUUUCCAGUAAAAGUAUAUCAUCACCACUUGGCUGUUCGCAUUUACCCAUAAAUUGAAGUUCUGAUAUAUUUUUUGUUUUUCAUUGUUACUCUUACUCAUUUCCUCUUACUUGCGCUUCGCUCUUCGUGGCCAGUCAAGCAUUAAAUUAAACGACAGCUUUAUAUUUUUUCCAUUUCGAUACCUGUCGCAAGCUCUCAUUGUGUCCGUAUGCUGGACGUUUUCGCUAGCAAUAACAGCUUUUAUUGAUUUCAAUUAACAGCCACCACAGAGUACGUCGCGCCAGUUAUAGAACAAGGUAGCCAGAAAACAAAAAAUUUGUAAAUUUUUUCUAAGCAAAUUUUUUUUCUUUAAUUAGUUGUCAAAAGUUAAAAAAACAAACUUCUUGUAACGGCUUAGUAGGUGACAGUGCUUUAUUUUCGAGUAUUGAAAAAUUUUUUUUUAUUGGUAAUUUUCUUUGCUAUAUAAUUCAAAAUGAGGCCUAAGCUUCACACUCUAUUGAACAUUUUUUAUUACAAAUUAAAAUGUUUUU